UGAUUAGAGAGGAAAUAAAAUCGACCUCCCCUCUCUGUUGUGCUAGCAGCUUGGUCCUCCCCAUAAGGUUUAGACUGUGCUACAACUCAAAAGGCUAAAGAUGGUAAGAAAGGUUAUCAGUGGAGUUUUACUUUUUUGUUUAUUGAUCAUUGACACUAACUCACAGACCGUUCUGUCUUCACCCGAUGCCUCACAUACAACCCCCAGCCUACCUCAUGAUGAGAUGUAUAACAGGCUGUUCACAGACUUGAAGAACAUUAGUGAAUCUCCCGAGGAGAUCCAAGCAUGGAGUAGAGAGAAUAUUGCAUCUCUCAGGGGUUUGCUGCAAAAAGUUACCAAUCUGCUAAAAGCUGAACAACAAAAAAGCUGCAAGAAGUUCGUUCCAGAAAACUGCACAGCCCCGCUGCCCCCCAGUUCAGGAGGUCUGGUGUGUGUCACCAUAAACAACGUCCGGUACUGCAAACCCAUGUGCAAUCAGGGGUAUGACUUUAGUUUCCUCAGAAGAUCGCGGUUGUAUGAACAGUGUGGUGAUCACACCAGUUACAAAUGGUCCACUCAGUUCGUUGGUGGAAGCAGGCUGGCAGUUUGUUUUGAGUCUCGUAUUCCUAUCUCUGGAGCUCCUUCUGCCUAUUUUCCAAAGGAGCAGGACUGUGAGGAAACAGUGCAAAAUUACAGUCUAGAGAAGCAGCAAAUUGAACGCUUUGUUAAAGAGUUAAAGGAGGAUGGCAUCACCGGAGAGCAUAAUGAGGUCAAUGACUGCCUCCUGUGUGGAUAAUGACCACACCAUCAGUCCUGUCUCAUUUAAUCUGCUCUAAACUAACACGUCUGACCCUGUAUGUGGCCCCUGCCUCCUCAACACUUCAGCAGAGGAAUUAUUCAGUCUUCUUUCAUUCCUUUCUAUAAAUGGUUGAUGUUAAUUGUGUGCAUAAUAACAACAAAUACAUUGCAUUUUAAAUCUAGUGAUCUGGAUUGUUGAUAAUUGAUUAUUAUAAACUGGAAAAGAUAAGUGUCAGAA
Acipenser ruthenus (sterlet) is the source of this 1015-nucleotide messenger RNA. RefSeq lists its product as uncharacterized. The transcript has 6 exons. The record is from RefSeq and is a predicted model, not a curated record. The coding region runs from base 101 to 775 and encodes 224 amino acids. NCBI's taxonomy places the organism in Eukaryota, Metazoa, Chordata, Actinopteri, Acipenseriformes, Acipenseridae.